Aureobasidium pullulans EXF-150 is the source of this 1509-nucleotide messenger RNA. RefSeq lists its product as uncharacterized. NCBI's taxonomy places the organism in Eukaryota, Fungi, Ascomycota, Dothideomycetes, Dothideales, Saccotheciaceae. Gene Ontology annotation, molecular function: structural constituent of ribosome; RNA binding. The transcript has 2 exons. Gene Ontology annotation, biological process: translation. Gene Ontology annotation, cellular component: ribosome. The record is from RefSeq and is a predicted model, not a curated record. Bases 18 to 1367 code for a protein of 449 amino acids.
CUCUGCCACAUUCCAAAAUGAAGACGACCCGCUGCCUCUUCUGCCGCAUCGCCCCGGCAGCUACACCAAAGUCUCAACCAUCCACACGCGCCUUCAGCUCAACGCCCGCGACACAAGCAAAAGGCAAGCCCGCGUACCCAAAUGUCAGAGCCGUCGAUCUCGGUCUGGUCCAACAGCGCGUCGAUACCGCUGCCCGCACAUUCAAGCCCUACACUGCACGAGAAAAGCAACUGCUCGCCUUGAAGUACACACCGGCACAGGUUCGCGCCAUCGAGGCAGCCGAAGCCAGCAUCGACCCCAAGGAUGUCGUUACGCAGGGCAAAAUCCGCCGCGACACUUUCGCCCUGAAUUACAUCGACGACCUCAGCAAGAUCCAACCUCUAGUCGACAAGCCUGUACGCGCACCCACCGAAGACAUUGACCCCGGUAUCCGCAUGCGCAGCGAAGACGAAGUGCUCGACCGCUUCGCCGCCUGGACUGAGGAAUUCAACCGCAAGCGCCAAGAAUAUGAGACACGCAUGGAGAGCAUGGACGGCGAACACAUUGAGCAAGAGCUGUUGACAAAGAGUAUCGAGGCUGGCGUGUACCCCGGUGACAACCUCUCACCAGACGAGCGCCGCGAACGCCUACGCAAAUACGCAGAGCACUUUGAAGGCCCCAAUGCAGUGGCAGAAUGGAACGCCUUCAUCGGAAACGCAAACAACUUCUUCUUCUCUCCCAAGGGCACGCUACACUCGCAACAAGACAGUGCCUCACCCGAGAUGCCCAAGGUGAAGAACCUGGGUGUGAAAUUCGAAUCCGAGGACGACGACCCCCACUUCCUGCGCUUGAUGCAGCAGACAGGAUUGACCAAGGAUGCCAUCAAGAAGAUUCGUGUCAAGAACUUGGUUGCCCAUCGUGUCGUCAACCAGACCCGUAUGGGUAAGAUUCAAUCGCAGUACUACCUCACCAUUGCCGGAAACGAGAAUGGCAUGCUGGGUAUUGGCGAGGGCAAGUCAGCUGAAGACGAAGACGCCAUUCGUCAGGCCAUGUACGCCGCCAUCAGAAACAUGAAGCCCAUUCCUCGCUACGAGAACCGCACUAUCUACGGUGAGGUCGAGGGUAAGGUCGGCGCUUCGGUCGUUCAACUCUCUUCCCGCCCGCCAGGCUUCGGUAACAGGUGCCAACAUCUGAUCUACGAAAUGGGCCGUGCAGCAGGUAUCUCCGAUCUCAGCGCUCGCUGCCCGCGCAGUCGUAACCCCAUGAACAUCGUCAAGGCCACCUUUGAGGCACUUAUGAAGCAGCGUCUACCCGAAGACGUCGCCCGCGCCCGUGGUCGCAAGAUGGUCGACGUGAGAAAGGUCUACUACCAAGGUCUGACUUCAUAAAAAGAAAGCAAAGAUGUUUUCUUUUGACAUGUAAUUGAUUCUGUAUUAUAUAUUCGCAUAUGAUGUAUGCAGGCCUUUGUAUCUUUUGAGCUACGAGCGAAAAUAUGCUUGUCCCAUUCCAUUUUUCCUUUCUUCGAGCAGU